AAGAAGUUAGGGAGUAGGUGUGUGUAAUCUCUGCUGUGUUAACAGUUGAAGUCAAAACAAAAAACGACCACGCCCCCUUGUGAGAGCAAAACAUCACUGGUUGCAAUGCAUUUAAAUGCAGAAUACUGUAUUUUGUUAAUCCGAUAUUAGCUACCAACGGCGUAUAUGUGCAAGUUUAUAUUGUUAAGUGUAUGAAAUGAAAUAUAAUGUUGUGUUGCAAGACUGUAACGUGUGAUUUUUUAGUAGAAAUAAGGCAAUAAAUCCCGAUAUAUGUAAUGACGAAAUGGGUUAUAAAAUUAAUUUAUUGCUUACUUAACAGCAUUCAGGUAGGGUGCAUUGAUGUUAUUUAGGCAGUAUGUUGUGUCAAUAACAUUAUAGUACCCUUGUUUACAUUAUUUGUGCUUAAAGAAGGUUUUUUUUCGUCAUUUCAUUUAUCGGACUAUUACAAUGUUAAAGAUAGUAGCUUAUUACCUACAUGUUACUGUAAACGAAAUGAACAAAUUAACUGAUAUUUACAUUCUGGUCAUAAUUAUUAGGCCUAUGUGUAUGGAUGGAUUAGCUGUCACGAGCCCACUCGCCUAUAUUAACAUGUAAAUGCUACAACUUUUGCAUUUUAUUUAUAUAUUUAUUUAUUUAUUUAUUGCAGUGGCCACGCAAUAGUAAACAUACCAGUAGUUUCUUCAGAGCUUAAUUAGUCCUUUGCACGAAUAUUUCACUUUAGGAGCCAGUACUGUAAAGUAACAGUAAUAACAGAGGGCACACAUGCCUACCUGCAGCAAUGUUGCAGUGAUUACAUUUGCAAGGUUUUUUUUUUUACUAUAGCGAUUCCAAGUGUUAUAUAUUUAUACUGUCUACGUUUUAAUUAUUUUUCAUCCCACAAUUUUAGCCUUGAAUGUGUGCCUUAAGCUUCUCUGAGAUCAGUGAGGAUUAUAAAAUGCUAGUGAAGAUAUAUUCAACUCGAAAAUUAUAUUUUUGUAUUUUUUGUUUUCAUAGGGGGCAAUAUUUACCCACAAUUUCCCUAAUAUUCAUAUCCAUUCAACUAUAGAUUUGCAAAAAUUAGUUCAUAGAAAUUUUUUCUAGGAAAGCUAAUUAUUUUUGUCAAGAUUUUUUCUUGGUUGCCCUUACUUGAUGACACACAUAAAUACCAUGUAGCAAUAACCAAUCAAUACUUACUAAGACUGCAUAUAAAUACAAAAAAUACUUAUGUUUCUGAUUUGUAAUAGGUAAAACAGUUAUUCUUGAAUGGAAUAACAAAAUCACUUGAAGCUCAAAAGGAAGAAUACAUACAUAGCUACUAGAAGUUUGACUGCAAAAAUUCUCAUUGACCCUUAAACAAAAUUGUCUUCGUAAACAUCUUUUGAACAGAAUCACUAGUUUAAAUUAUAUUCUUAGCAAAAUAAUUGAACCUUAUACAAACAUACUUAUCAGUAACUGCUUUUGUCAAAUAAACAAUAUGAUUAUUCAAUGGGGACAUGUCAUGCAUAUGCUGAUUCAAAGAGGAAAAAAAUGUCUUUUCGUCUUACAAAUACUUUGCACGUCCUUAGACAGGUAUGUUAGUCCACCUCUAUCUUUCUGUGCAAUUAAUGAAUUUUCAGCAUUUCGCUCUGGCAACUGGUAGGUACAUCUUAAAUUGGUAAUUCCUGAAAAACACUAAAAAUAUUUUACAGCAUUUUUAAUGUAGCUAUACUAACCUAACCUACAAUCUUGUGUUGUUACUAACCUAGCCUAAUCAAACACUAUCCAUAUUUGACUACUUCGAAAGAAAUAUUUUCGAAAUUGAUUUUAUUACUUUAAUUACGGAAAAGUUACGCCGAGGGAAUUUUAUAACAAAAUGAUACUAAACCACACUGCAUAAAACUAAAAGUGAAAUGUUUUACAGAUUAAAUCACUUCUCCUCAUCCAUUUCCUCACCAUAUUUUUUAAGUUAAGUCUUAUAAUCAUCGACGAUAAAAUUGGUACAUUAUUGGGCUUUGGUAAAAGCAAGCUGGUAGCACAGUGUUGCAAAUUUAAAAUAGGGUGAAAUUAUGCGAAAUCAACUACAAAACAAGACGUACUGAAGUAAAAACUAUAAUUUAUUAAGAAAUAACAAGACAUUACAUAAAUGUAUAUAAUUUGGACAACAAAAAUCAAUGGAAAAUAUAUUAUGGUUUCAUGCAGAUAACACAAUCUAUUUUAUUUCAUUUUUUUUUAUUUUUUUCAAUCCACCUGCAGAUCCCUACAUGAGCCAACAGCUCAAGGGAUAUCGACCUUGUCAUAUUAUAAACAAAAAUUAAACAUAGUUAAAAUUGCAAUAAAAUAAUCAAGUUUACAAUUAUAAUGAAUUUUGCUAAUCUACACUUUCAACAAAUAAUCACAAAUUUUAUAAUUUCCACAACACAACAAACAGUACAUAUUUUUCAUUUAAUAUACUCUGAAUCAUUUGUAGGGUGUCCUAUUAAUUAUAUAGCAAAUUACAUAUUAUUUAUAUUGUCAUUACAAGGUGUUAUUUCACCAGCUAAAUAAAUAUUUUUUUCCUUUGAUGUAUUCUCUAACAACUUUUUUGAAUUCAUUAAAAUUUUGUAGUAAUAUAAUUUCUUUAGGUAGUUUAUUAAAUAGUGUUAUACCUCUUAAGUGUGGAAUUUUGGUUUCAGUUUAUAGUUAUAUCUUGUGAUAUAUGGUCCAGUAUGUUCAGAUUCUACAAAAUUAUUUACAAUUUUACAAAUAAGAGCAACCUAUAAAUACAGUACGAAAAAAAAGGGAAUAUAUUCAACUCAGUAAAUAAAGGUUUACAUGAGGCUCCUGUAUCAGCUAAACAUAUAAUACAUAUGGUUUUUUUUUUGCAAUCUAAAAAUUUUAAUACUAUUACUACACUUACCCCAUAUUUCAAUUACAUUAUACCAUGUGUGUGUGAAAAAGUGCAAUGUAUGCAGUUCGUAGAGAAUUUCUGUCUAUAAUUUGGCUAAGAAUUCUGAGGGCGUAGCAAGCUUUACUUAAUUUAUGAAUAGUUUGAUUGAUAUGUUCAUUCCAUUUUAAUUUAUCAUCAAUAUGUAAGCCCAAGAAUUUAGUUGAUUCAGUUUGACUUAUCGCUUGAUUCUGAAAUUCAGAUAAUACUUGAUCUAGCAGUCUUUUAUUACCAAAUUUAAUUACUUUUGUUUUAUUUAUAUUAAGUUUUAAAUUAUUUGCAUCAAACCACUUAUUCAAGUUAAUUAUUUCAAAUUCGGUUUUAUUUUUUAAUUCCAAUAUAUUUUCUGCAGUUAUAAGAAGAUUUGUGUCAUCAGCAAAAGAUACCUACUCGUACAAAAUUGUACUUACAAAAGAGUCAGAAUUUUUUCAUUAGUUUUCCUUAUCCCUAUAUUUACACAUGAGUUAUCCAUCAAGUCAAAUCUGUGUGGGAUUGUACAUACCGCCACUUUUGUGUUACAUAAUGAAGGUAAUACAUAUUUCAAAAUGAGAUACACAGUUUUUGAUUAUUUCUUUAACACGUAAUUUCCACCUGCUACUAUAACUAUCUCAUCUUCUUUCUUGAGACAUGUCUUGUCUUCUCUUAUUCCUCUCACCACUUCAAUUAUAGAAGCUCCUGGUUUGAUAUAAACUUACUUGUGAAAUGUAAUUCCCGUCUGCUUUUUCGCUAGCCUAUUUGUACAACCAUAAGCACAACACAAAUUUUUUGAUUCUUUCUUGAACACGUAAUUUCCACCUGCUACUAUAACUAUUUCAUCUUUCUUGAGACAUGUCUUGUCUUCUCUUAUUCAUCUCACCACUUCAAUAAUAGAAGCUCCUGGUUUGAUAUAAACUUACUUGUGAAAUGUAAUUCCCGUCUGCUUUUUCGCUAGCCUAUUCGUACAACCAUAAGCACAACACGACAUUGUUUUAUUUCAUUAAAAACACCAUUUCAAACUUGUAUUCGCCGUUUGUUUUGGUCGCAUUAGUGGGCGUGUCCCAAAAAGCAAAAUGACUUCAGCAUCCACGCCAAACAAUCACUCCCUAACUUCUUACCUCCAUGAAGCCGACGGAAAAUGAAGAGUUCAGAAUGUCAUCGAUUACUGUCACAGCUGUGGGAUCUCCGUGCAUUCUUGGAGAAGGUCCAUUUUGGGAUGCAGAGACUCAAGUUCUCUACUAUGUUGAUAUUUUGGGUCAGGAAGUUCGGAGAUACAAUCAUAAAACCAGGAAGGAGACUUUUAUCAAAAUAGAUGCCGGGCAGCCAACUUUUGUGUUGCCAAUCAAAGGAGAGAAGAACAAAUUACUAAUAAGCAUGACUCGCAAGCUGGCGGUUGUGACUUGGGACGGCGAGAGUCCUGCCCCAGACUCCGUCCAGGUGGUUGGGUCCGUCGAAGAGGACAGGCCACGUAACAGGUUUAAUGAUGGGAAAGCUGAUCCAAGCGGCACUCUCUGGGCAGGAACGAUGGGCGUUGAGAUAAGUCCUGGAGUGUUUCCCAAGGAUGCUGGUGCUUUCUAUUCGUUUAUGGACCUCAAGUCUCCCAUGAAACAUUUUGGGAACGUGGGAGUAGGUAUCGAAUGGGUUGGUGUGGACGAGAGAUAUGAAGACAAUGUAUUACAUAGAUACCGAGACGUUCAAGCGAAUCGACGUACAGUGAUUGACUUCAAGGUGAAAGCUCCAGAUGUACGCCCGGAUGGGAUGACAAUAGAUGCGGAUGGAAAACUGUGGGUGGCCAAUGUCAUUGGAUCUAAGAUUAUUCGCGUGGAUCCGUCGUCGGGGACCAUUAUGCAGGAGGUAGCUGUUCCUUCACGAAGAGUGACUAGUGUGACGUUUGGGGGGCCGGACUUGGACGAACUGUACGUGACCACGACUAAAGUGAAUGUGUCACAAGAAGACCUGAAGAAGUGGCCCCAGAGUGGCUCAACAUUCCUCGUCACCGGUCUUGGGGUGAAGGGCUAUGCAGGCGAUCGUGUUGUGCUAUCCUAUUAACAAAGUUGCCAGUCCUAGCAAUUAUUAUACACUAGUGAUGGGCACCAUGGAAUAAAAACAAUGGACUAAAUCGAUAGUAUGAAACUAUCGUUAUUCACGCUUUAACAUUGAAAUCAGUCGAUUAAAUUUAUUCAUUAGUCAUUCAGUGGUCCUGAUGUUGUGUUUGUUGGUUUGUAGUAUUAACAAAAAUUAAUCUUCACUUUAAGCUACAUUUUUCAUGAUUAUACUUUAUGGUAGGGGUGUGCGAAUAGUGGAUUUUGAUGGUCGAAUAAUUUCGAAUCGAAUAGUAAAAUUUUCGAAUAGAAU
Messenger RNA from Bacillus rossius redtenbacheri, 5212 nucleotides. Its product is annotated as regucalcin-like. Lineage: Eukaryota; Metazoa; Arthropoda; Insecta; Phasmatodea; Bacillidae. Gene Ontology annotation, molecular function: enzyme regulator activity; calcium ion binding; gluconolactonase activity. The coding region runs from base 3980 to 4906 and encodes 308 amino acids. The record is from RefSeq and is a predicted model, not a curated record. Gene Ontology annotation, biological process: L-ascorbic acid biosynthetic process. The transcript has 6 exons.